Messenger RNA from Branchiostoma belcheri (Belcher's lancelet), 3393 nucleotides. Its product is annotated as transformation/transcription domain-associated protein-like. Gene Ontology annotation, cellular component: SAGA complex; NuA4 histone acetyltransferase complex; nucleus. Bases 66 to 1748 code for a protein of 560 amino acids. Gene Ontology annotation, molecular function: protein binding; transcription coregulator activity. The transcript has 14 exons. NCBI's taxonomy places the organism in Eukaryota, Metazoa, Chordata, Leptocardii, Amphioxiformes, Branchiostomatidae. The record is from RefSeq and is a predicted model, not a curated record. Gene Ontology annotation, biological process: DNA repair; regulation of DNA-templated transcription.
ACUCUACCGGCCAGGGUGCUGGAGGCAGUGGUACGGAUGCAGGACAGAUUCGAGCGACUGCGCCCAUGUGGAGAUGUUCCCGUAUCAUGCACAUGCAGAGAGACCUGCACCCCACGCUGCUGUCUUCUCUAGAGGGAAUUGUCGACCAGAUGGUGUGGUUCCGAGAGAACUGGUACGAGGAGGUUUCACGGCAGCUGCAGCAGGGGCUGGCAAAGUGCUACUCCGUCGCCUUCGAGAACAGAACUGCAGUGAGUGACGCUAAGAUAACCCCCCACACCCUAAACUUCGUCAAAAAGCUCGUCAGCACGUUUGGCGUUGGCGUUGAAAGUGUCACCAACGUUUCCUCCACCUUCUCGAGCGCGGCUUCAGAAUCUCUCGCCCGCCGAGCCCAGCAAACAUCGCAGGAUCCAGUCUUCCAGAGGAUGAAGACUCAGUUUACUACCGACUUCGACUUCAGUGUUCCAGGCUCCAUGAAGCUCCACAACCUCAUCUCCAAACUGAAAAAGUGGAUCAAAAUCCUGGAGGCAAGAACCAAACUCAUGCCAAAGUCAUUCCUGAUAGAAGAGAAGUGCCGUUUCCUGAGUAACUUCUCCAUGCAGACAGCAGAGGUCGAGAUUCCCGGCGAAUUCCUACUGCCCAAGCAUAACCACUACUACAUCAAGAUCGCCAAGUUCCUGCCUCGAGUGGAGAUUGUUCACAAGCACGGGACCGCUGCCCGACGACUCUACAUCCGCGGCCAUAACGGCAAGAUCUACCCGUACCUGGUGAUGAACGACGCGUGCCUGAGCGACUCACGGCGGGAGGAACGGGUACUGCAGCUGCUCAGGAUGCUCAACCACUUCCUCGAGAAGAGAAAGGAGACAGCUCGGCGUAACCUGCAGUUCACAGUUCCCCGUGUGGUGGCCGUGUCGCCUCAGAUGCGUCUGGUCGAGGACAACCCCUCCUCUCUCUCACUGCUGUCCAUAUACAAACAGCGCUGUGCUAAGAAGAUGAUGGAGCAUGACGCUCCCAUCUCACGGUACUAUGAGAGACUCCUGAUGGUCCAGGCAAGAGGAGCCCAGGCCAGCCACCAGGUGCUAAGGGACAUCCUGAAGGAGGUACAGACCAACAUGGUGCCGCGCUCCAUGCUGAAGGAGUGGGCAUCGCACACCUUCCCUGACGCUACUGACUACUUCCACUUCAGGAAAAUGCUGACGCAGCAGCUAGCCCUGAUGGGUUUUGUGGAGUUUGUUCUGCACCUGACGCGGCUGAACCCUGAGAUGCUGUACGUAGCACAGGACUGUGGACAGCUCCACGCCUCUUACUUCAGAUUCGACAUCAACGAUGCUUCAGGUGACCUUGACGCAAACCGGCCAGUCCCGUUCCGCCUGACGCCAAACAUAUCGGAUUUCCUGACGCCCAUCGGCGUCAGCGGCGUGCUGACAUCGUGUAUGAUCGCGGCGGCUCGAUGCUUCGUGCAGCCGAACUUCAAACUGGACAGUCUCCUAAGGGCUGUGCUGAGGGACGAGCUGAUCUACUGGCACAAGAAGAAACAGGACGAGCUACACGUAGGAAGUACGCAACCACAGGACAUGGAUGGAGAAGUGCUUAUCACAAUGGUCAACAAAGCUGUCAACGCCAUCAUGACUCGGCUACAGAACCUGGCGCAGUUCGAGGGUGGGGAGAGCAAAGUCAGCACUCUGGUGGCAGCAGCCAACAGCCCAGACAACCUGUGCCGCAUGGACCCGGCCUGGCACCCCUGGCUAUAACAAUGGAACAGUCCAAAUGCCUCCUCUGGAGGUAACAAUGGUAUAGUCCAAAUGCCUCCCCUGGAACUAACAGUGUUACACCUCUAGUUUAUAAACACUACACAGAUAAUAUCAUAUAUUGACAGUCAUUUGGACAGAUAUACAAUGUAGAUGUAUUACUAAGCAAAUUUCACAUCACAAACAUGGUAACUUGGCAGUGAUACAGUAUAAAUGGCACCCCUGGUUAUAAGAAUAGUGCAGUCCAAAUGCCUCCCCUGUCUGCAAUAGUGUUACAGUCCAAUUCACCUCUACUAGUUUACUAGUAUUAAAACUACACAAUUCAUUAACAGUCAUUUGGCCAGAUACAUGUAGAUGUAUUACUAAGCAAAUUUCACAUUACAGACAUGAUAACUAUAUUAGGUUAUCAGUGAUGCAGUAUAAAUGCUGAAAACAUGGUUGUAGAUAUAUUUAUGUGGAGUUUGUGCUUGGGUUUGUCUCCCACCGAUGUUCUAGACAUAUGUACAUAUUGUGUAGACUGCAUCUUAACCAGUGAAUCACGCAUAUGUGAGACAAAAUCCAGUCAAAAUGUAUGGUAAUCAAAUGAAGAAAUAUUCUAGCCUCAAAAGCAUGCCAAAAACUGGGGGUUUGGGGGUCUUCAGGGUCUUUGGGAGCUUUUAUGUGCUAUUUUCUGAUUGCAUGUAGACAACAUAGCCGGCCUGGUUGAAUUACCCCCGUUUUUUUAGAACUGGGCUAAUCAGAAAACAGCCGAAGAAGUUUUUGAAAUGUUAGCCAGGAAUUCCUGAAUGUGAAUAUUCAAUGCUGUAUUGCCAUAUGUUUCUGUUACUUUUCUAUGAGCCACAAAAAGGAUCUAACAUCUUUUUGCUUAAAGAAAAUUAGGAAAUUUUUGGGAACGAUUCUUUUCAAUAAUCUAACUGAUGUGUAAGAUAGAAAUGAUAGACAAUUGUAUGAAAGUAGUUUUGGCGGGGAAUUGUGAUAUUUUGUAGCAAAUCUGAGAAAAACCUUGUUGUAACCUUCAGUUGCAAUUGUAGCAAUUCUUAGUCACAAUGUAGCAAUAGAGAAAACUGACACAAGUACAUGUAGGCUACAAAGGGGGUUUAGUGAAGACUGAUGUUAGCAUUAUUUUGUAUAUUGAAUGUCUGUAGUGAUAGUACUGUUAUGUUAUGUUAUGUUAGAAUUAAUCCGAAGAAACAUUGACUUGCAUCCCCCCCAUUAAAGCCCCCCACCCCCAUGCAUUUCCCCAUCAAGAAUGACAUUGAUAGGUGCAUUGUCUCCCCUCUAUUCGAGGAAGGAAGAGUUUUCUCUAUUUUUAUAUGCAGCCAUUUGGGGACUUUUGAAAACGUAAGGAAUACUAUAAUUUGUUACUGUGAGGAAAGACUUAGAUGCACCUUUCCAGCGUAGCUUAGUUGUUUUGAAUACAUUUCAGUUUAGGCCACACCAAUUUAUUUCCUUGGUUCUUGGCCCUUGUCCUGCUGGCAUUUUUUACACAAUAUUUUUUACACAUUUUUACACAAUAUAACUUCCGCAUUCCUUGUGUUUCGCUGUGGUGUGAUGCAUUGCACAAGAAAUACCCCAAAUCUUACCUAUAAAGGGUCCUAAAUAGAUGGUACUGUAUGUGUAACCCAUAUAUAUAUAUAUAUAUGUAUAU